Molecule: messenger RNA, 2412 nt
Organism: Oncorhynchus gorbuscha (pink salmon)
Lineage: Eukaryota; Metazoa; Chordata; Actinopteri; Salmoniformes; Salmonidae
Product: aldehyde dehydrogenase family 1 member A3-like
Exons: 7
Coding region: 105-899 (264 amino acids)
Molecular function (GO): aldehyde dehydrogenase (NAD+) activity
Source: RefSeq, a predicted model, not a curated record
UAACAUUGGUCGUUGGGUUGCCAUGAUAGGCCGGUUUCCCCCCCGGAGUGGUGAACAUCGUGCCAGGGUUCGGCCCCACAGCAGGUGCAGCCAUUGCUAGCCACAUGGGCAUAGACAAAGUGGCGUUCACGGGUUCUACAAAGGUAGGCCAGUUGAUCAAAGAGGCUGCAGCAAAGAGUAAUCUGAAAAGAGUGACCCUGGAGCUGGGUGGGAAGAACCCCUGCAUUGUCUUUGCUGACUCGGACUUGCAGUUGGCAGUGGAGGAGACCCAAAAGGGAGCCUUCUUCAACCAGGGCCAGUGCUGCACGGCCGCGUCGCGUGUCUUCGUGGAGGAACAGGUCUAUGAGGAGUUUGCACGCCGCAGCGUCGAGAGGGCCAAGAGUAUCGUCAUAGGAGACCCCCUGGACCCACGUACAUCACACGGACCACAGAUUGACCAGAAGCAGUUUGAUAAGAUACUGGAGUUGAUUGACAGCGGGAAGAAGGAGGGAGCCAAACUGGAGUGUGGGGGCGUGGCCAUGGAGGACACAGGACUCUACAUCCAGCCCACCGUAUUCUCCCAUGUCAAGGACCACAUGCGUAUCGCCAAGGAAGAGAUCUUCGGCCCGGUCCAGUGUAUAUUCCGAUUCAAGAGCCAGCAGGAGGCGAUAGAGAGAGCUAACAGUACGGAGUACGGCUUGGCUUCUGCCGUGUUCACACGCAAUCUGGACCGGGCUCUCUCUGUGUCUGCUGCCCUGGAGACUGGCACUGUCUGGGUAAACUGCUAUAACGCCCUCCAUGCCCAGGCACCAUUCGGAGGAUACAAAAUGUCAGGCAAUGGACGAGAGCUGGGUGAGUAUGCAUUGGCAGAGUACUCUGAGGUGAAAGCUGUGACCAUCAAACUGACUGAGGCACUGUGAGGGACACAGGAGAGACCACAAACCACUACUAGAGCCCAGCCCAGCACUACUGUCAUCAACUCAGGCUGUGUCCCAACUCUCUGAAGCCACUCCCUUUCAUCAUCUUCUUGUCUCCUUUCAUUUAUCACCUUUGGUCAUAAAGAGUUUGAUUUGUGCGUGUGCUGUGCUCAAAUCCUAUUCAACGCCUAUUUCACCUAUCACUCAAAGUCAUUAGGUGAAAAAGCCAAGGAAAGGAUGCCAUUGAAGGGUGUUGGGACACUGGAGUGGCUUGAAGUGGCUUUCUUUCCUUGGCAAAUUAAAGGAAACAAGGAGAGGUGGCCAAUCUGGAAGUGAAUUGGGACGCAGACAAACCCUAUUAGAGUUUCAGACCCUCCCACAGCUCUAUUGCUCCAGGGGUGUAUUCAUAGGAACCAAUUGGAAGCAAACAGGACGAAAUGGGAGGGACAUACCUGAAUUUGUCCAAUAGAAAUUGCUACGGUUCGCAACACUUUACACUAAUGAAUACACCCCAGGCCUUUACAAUACCACAGCACUUCAGAGCUUCACUAAUAAUAACAAAUAAAAAAAUCUGUUUCUUAAUUUGGGGUUUUCUGAUAUGAAUGUUCUUCUCUCAUUUUGAGGAGCAUUUUCUCCCUUUUCAAAUGGUGGAAUGAUUUUUAAUUCCCAAACAAUGUCAUAUUUACCUCUAUUUUUAACUUUCUAAUGCCCAGAAGAAAGACAUGUUUUUAACCCACUACAAUAACAAUAUAUAGGUCUAGUACUGUACUAGCAAACCUUAACUGGCAUUUUAACACUUUUAAACACUUUACAUUGUGUUGCAUUUGGAUCUGUGUACGAUAUCUUUCAGAGUUGCUCAACUAUAAGUGUGGCAACAUUCUGCUAACUUUACUAAAAUUCCCAGGUUUCACAGAAAUACUGGUCAGAUUCAGGAACCUGGGAAUUUUCUGAAAGUGAACAGAAUUUGGCAGCACUAUUCUUGAGUACUGAGUACUGAGUACUGAGUGCUGUUAUUAACAUAUUGUUAUGUCUUGGGUGACGAUACCCCUGAUGAUUUUUGUAUGCUUUGUGGUUUUAUUGAACUAAAUGUAGGAAGUUUUGCAAAUGGUUUGAUGGAAUGUAUUUCUUUGCAAUACAUAUGGGGCAGGUUUCCCAAACUAAAACAGCAUUUCAAUGGAGAUUCUCAUUUGAGAUUUGUGUUUAAUCCAAGCACUAGGGUUAAUCUGUGUCUGGGAAACCGGAGCCUAAUUCAAUAAGGUAAAACAUGGGGCUUGUGUCCUAUUGGUGUUUUAAUGGUAUAACAAUGCUACUGAAAACUGCCAUUAUGUUGAAAAUACAAGUCAUUUGGACUCCAAUAAUGUCUCCAUUCCUUGUCACAAUAUGCACCAUAUGUGAGAUGUUACAAUGUAUAACAAACCACAAGGAAACAAGUCAUUCUGUUUGUUUCAUUUGCUAGACUCUCACUUUUUAUAUGGAUAUUUAAAUAGACAUUUUAAAUAAAAGAAAAUGGAAUGUG